GCCGGGGGCGGCGAGUGCUGGGACCGCGCGGGCGGUAGGCAACGGCUGAGGCGGCGGCAGCGGUAGCUGCAGCAGCGGCGUGGGUUGGGCUCGAGCGGGCAGCGGCACCUCAGACUCCCGGGAGCGGGAGCCCACGCGGGCGGGCGCCUGAAACAAAGGGAAGCGAGAGUCAGGGCGCCGCGGGUGGGCGGUCAGUCGGUCAGCGCGUAGCCGGCCAGCGGGUGCCCGCGCAAGCCCGGAGCCCGGCCGGCCGGCACGGCCUCAGGGCGGGAAGAUGCCGCGUGUCGUGCCUGACCAGAGAAGCAAGUUCGAGAACGAGGAGUUCUUCAGGAAGCUGAGCCGCGAAUGUGAGAUUAAGUACACGGGCUUCAGGGACCGGCCCCACGAGGAGCGUCAGGCGCGCUUCCAGAACGCCUGCCGCGACGGCCGCUCGGAAAUCGCUUUUGUGGCCACAGGAACCAAUCUGUCUCUCCAGUUUUUUCCGGCCAGCUGGCAGGGAGAACAGCGACAAACACCUAGCCGGGAGUAUGUCGACUUAGAAAGAGAAGCAGGCAAGGUAUAUUUGAAGGCUCCCAUGAUUCUGAAUGGAGUGUGUGUUAUCUGGAAAGGCUGGAUUGAUCUCCAGAGACUGGAUGGUAUGGGCUGCCUGGAGUUUGAUGAGGAGCGAGCCCAGGUAUUGUCUUCUUUGCCUGUGUUCAGGGUACCUUUGAAAAACGUUGGGAAGGAUGUGAAACAGCACUUGCAGGAGGAUGCAUUAGCACAACAGGCCUUUGAAGAGGCCCGAAGAAGGACACGUGAAUUUGAAGAUAGAGACAGGUCUCAUCGGGAGGAAAUGGAGGUGAGAGUUUCACAGCUGCUGGCAGUAACUGGCAAGAAGACAGCAAGACCCUAGUCCUGGUUCCAGUUUAGGUGGUGGUGAUGACCUCAAACUUCGUUAAUUAGUGGCACAGAAGAUGUGCCCCCGCAUCUUUACAUAUUCAUUGUUUCUAGUCUGCAGAAAUAUUAAAAGACCAGAAACUGUGAUAACUGGAGGUACUACAGUCUGUUUCUCAACCUUAGGCAGUAACAAGACAUCACAAACUGCCAUGGUUUUGCACUAUGAUAUAAUACCUGCAUUUCUAAUUUUGUAUGCAUGUAGCCAGUAAUAAUUUGAAAUUUCUUUCUAUGCAAGCUUACCUUGUUGGCGUUAUUUUAGUGAGUUGAAAGUAUCUACUUGUAAAGCUUUGUUUUUCCAUUUUAAUUUAAAAGUUCAUGUUAUUUUAAAACAAGUCAAGAAAUUAAAAUUUUUAUCAGAGGGUUUUUUCCCCUAAUCAGUUGCUCUUUUUUUGGUAAUUUUAGAUGUGUUGGUUAUACAGCUUCAUUUUAGAUAAGCAUUUUUGGUUUUUUGUUUUGUUUCCCACAUUUCCUUUUGUGUUUUUAUAGUCUAUGGCAUUUUUAAACUGCUGAUGGUUUGCAUUAUUUACAAGCUUAAAAACCUAGUAGCAUAGAACUGUCUGCCACAGCCUUCUAACACAAAGUUUACAGUCAUCAAAGUUGCAGUAUCCUUUUAAAUGUUGAUAAUCAGCUCUUUUUCUUUCCUUUUUCAACAUAAAAAUUUUUAAUUGGUAUUAACUCUAGUCUGCCCCAGAACUGUUUUAGAUUCUCUUCUGUAAUCAUGAGUUUGUGUGAAGAUAUUCUUCAUAGACGAUAAUUAAUAUUCUACUGAAAUGCCUAAAGAAGUCGCAGGCUGGCUUCUGUUUUAUUCAGGGAUUUUUUUUAAAAAGUCAAUCAGAAAAGGGAUACUGGAGCUUCUUCAUGUAUGAAACAGCAUAUUAAACUGGAGACAGUGAUGAAUCAGCUACAAAGGUAAUAUUGUAUUAAAAUCAUGUUUAAGAUAGCUGCUUUUUAUGUGUAUUUUAUAAUGCAUGCUUUUGUAAAAACAAUGCUGGCUGAUGAUAGUCUCAGAGAGAAAAUGUUCAUCUGUGCAGAAGAUACAUUUUCUUCCAUUAAUUAUUCUGGAGAAAAAUUCACAGGUGUUAUAUAUGGUAUUUUCCAAAAGGACUAUUAAUGGAACCUUUUGAGAUGAAUUAGUAUAAGAAUAUUUUUUAAAUAGGUUCACUGUCAAAUUGAUUGCAACUUUUUUUUUUCUUCAAAUACAAGACUGGAAAAAAGUGCUAAGUCAUUAGCAUCUCCUUACAAAUAUUUUUCAUGGUCACAUUCAUUAACUGUUACUGUAUUUCUGAAUUUUUGCAAAAAUGUAUUUUAUCAUAAUAGAAUGGAAUUAUUUUAAAGAGUUUGAAAAACUGACAUAGUCAAUUCAGAAAAUGAACUGAGGUCUGAAUAAGGUCAUUGCAUUUAAAACAUAUGUAUACUUAAGGGAGGUGUGUGACUUUCAUUGUAUAUAGGUCUUAUAAUUCAUAAACAUAUCCUGUAUCAGAAUAAAAAUGUGUGUUAUAUAUUUGAAAUCAUGCAUGGUAAGGAGUGUGUUUAAAUUGUUAUAAACAAUAAUGCAUCAUAAAAGACCAUGCUGAUCUUGUGUAACUAAGUACCAUGAGUGAAUCUGAUUGGUAUUUGAUGUGGUGCAGCUCACAUGUUUACACACUUGGUGCCCUAAUUUCCCCUGAGGGAAUCGCCUUUUAAGUGGUCCUUACAGUGGUGUUUUAAGGUUACUUUAUCACAAAAGCUCCUUGUUUUUUGACUUCUGCACUUAAAUUUUUUUUUUAAUAACAUGAUGAUGGUACAUUUUUCUCUAUUGCUUCUAGCUAAGGGUUUUCAGUCCACCAGUAACUAAGAUCAAAUGUUAUUAAAUGUUCAUCUUACCAUCCUUCUGUAUAUACUGAAUUUUUCCUGUCAUUUAGCACUGUGCUGCUUCCAUCUGUCUUAAUGCUGGCAUUAAGAUCAUGAGCCCUUUUUCUCCAGUAGUGCAGGCUUUGAAGAUUACUUUUAUUAAGUUAUUGAUGCAAUUUGAUAUUUUUCCAUAAUCUAUAUUUAAACAAAAUUACAUCAUUGCAUCAUUUUUUCUAAAUUCAUCUCCUUUAAAACUUGCCUUAAGCUACCAAAUUGCUUUUGCCACCAUUAGCCAUAUUGUGUGUUUGUAUGUUUAAUUUACUUUCACAAUAAACUUCUGUGUAGUGAA
Molecule: messenger RNA, 3115 nt
Organism: Phacochoerus africanus (Common warthog)
Lineage: Eukaryota; Metazoa; Chordata; Mammalia; Artiodactyla; Suidae
Gene: CBFB
Product: core-binding factor subunit beta
Exons: 7
Coding region: 275-892 (205 amino acids)
Biological process (GO): regulation of transcription by RNA polymerase II
Cellular component (GO): nucleus; core-binding factor complex
Molecular function (GO): transcription coactivator activity; sequence-specific DNA binding
Source: RefSeq, a predicted model, not a curated record